Nerophis lumbriciformis (worm pipefish) is the source of this 2016-nucleotide messenger RNA. NCBI's taxonomy places the organism in Eukaryota, Metazoa, Chordata, Actinopteri, Syngnathiformes, Syngnathidae. The record is from RefSeq and is a predicted model, not a curated record.
AUGCUCUAUUGCUGCACCCCUCCUCCUUACACAUGCUCUAUUGCUGCACCCCCUCCUCCUUACACAUACUCCAUUGCUGCACCCCCUCCUCCUUACACAUGCUCCAUUGCUGCACCCCCUCCUCCUGACACAUGCUCCAUUGCUGAACCCCCUCCUCCUUACACAUGCUCUAUUGCUGCACCCCCUCCUCCUUACACAUGCUCUAUUGCUGCACCCCCUCCUCCUUACACAUACUCCAUUGCUGCACCCCCUCCUCCUUACACAUGCUCUAUUGCUGCACCCCCUCCUCCUUACACAUGCUCUAUUGCUGCACCCCCUCCUCCUUACACAUGCUCUAUUGCUGCACCCCCUCCUCCUUACACAUACUCCAUUGCUGCACCCCCUCCUCCUUACACAUGCUCCAUUGCUGCACCCCCUCCUCCUGACACAUGCUCCAUUGCUGAACCCCCUCCUCCUUACACAUGCUCUAUUGCUGCACCCCCUCCUCCUUACACAUGCUCUAUUGCUGCACCCCCUCCUCCUUACACAUGCUCUAUUGCUGCACCCCCUCCUCCUUACACAUGCUCUAUUGCUGCACCCCCUCCUCCUUACACAUGCUCUAUUGCUGCACCCCCUCCUCCUUACACAUGCUCCAUUGCUGCACCCCCUCCUCCUUACACAUGCUCCAUUGCUGCACCCCCUCCUCCUGACACAUGCUCCAUUGCUGAACCCCCUCCUCCUUACACAAGCUCCAUUGCUGCACCCCCUCCUCCUGACACAUGCUCCAUUGCUGCACCCCCUCCUCCUUACACAUGCUCUAUUGCUGCACCCCCUCCUCCUUACACAUGCUCCAUUGCUGCACCCCCUCCUCCUGACACAUGCUCCAUUGCUGCACCCCCUCCUCCUUACACAUGCUCCAUUGCUGCACCCCCUCCUCCUUACACAUGCUCCAUUGCUGCACCCCCUCCUCCUGACACAUGCUCCAUUGCUGAACCCCCUCCUCCUUACACAAGCUCCAUUGCUGCACCCCCUCCUCCUGACACAUGCUCCAUUGCUGCACCCCCUCCUCCUUACACAUGCUCUAUUGCUGCACCCCCUCCUCCUUACACAUGCUCCAUUGCUGAACCCCCUCCUCCUUACACAUGCUCUAUUGCUGCACCCCCUCCUCCUUACACAUGCUCUAUUGCUGCACCCCCUCCUCCUUACACAUGCUCUAUUGCUGCACCCCCUCCUCCUUACACAUGCUCUAUUGCUGCACCCCCUCCUCCUUACACAUACUCCAUUGCUGCACCCCCUCCUCCUUACACAUGCUCCAUUGCUGCACCCCCUCCUCCUGACACAUGCUCCAUUGCUGAACCCCCUCCUCCUUACACAUGCUCUAUUGCUGCACCCCCUCCUCCUUACACAUGCUCUAUUGCUGCACCCCCUCCUCCUUACACAUGCUCUAUUGCUGCACCCCCUCCUCCUUACACAUGCUCUAUUGCUGCACCCCCUCCUCCUUACACAUGCUCUAUUGCUGCACCCCCUCCUCCUUACACAUGCUCCAUUGCUGCACCCCCUCCUCCUUACACAUGCUCCAUUGCUGCACCCCCUCCUCCUGACACAUGCUCCAUUGCUGAACCCCCUCCUCCUUACACAAGCUCCAUUGCUGCACCCCCUCCUCCUGACACAUGCUCCAUUGCUGCACCCCCUCCUCCUUACACAUGCUCUAUUGCUGCACCCCCUCCUCCUUACACAUGCUCCAUUGCUGCACCCCCUCCUCCUGACACAUGCUCCAUUGCUGCACCCCCUCCUCCUGACACAUGCUCCAUUGCUGCACCCCCUCCUCCUGACACAUGCUCCAUUGCUGCACCCCCUCCUCCUUACACAAGCUCCAUUGCUGCACCCCCUCCUCCUGACACAUGCUCCAUUGCUGCACCCCCUCCUCCUUACACAUGCUCUAUUGCUGCACCCCCUCCUCCUUACACAUGCUCCAUUGCUGCACCCCCUCCUCCUUACACAUGCUCCAUAGAGGGAAUUACUGAGACAUUGAAUUGA